AUGGAGAGAGCCUCUUCUUCCUCCUCCGACUCAUCGUCGUCAUCCAUGGCUCCUUCUUCUUCUUCCGAUCAGUCUCUUUCCACCAAUUCCGAUCAAACCUCACCUCUCAUGACGUCAUCCAUGCUAUCCCGCACCACGUCAUCAUCUUCUUCCAACGCCGUCGAUGACUACAUCGGCACAGAGAGCUGCUUCGACAUUCUCGAAGAAAACGAUGUCGUUUCCGCUUCUGAGCCUCUGGUAAACCGGUAUCGCUACGGAGGAAGGAGGAGAGAGGAGAGAGAAGCCAGAGCUGCGGCGGCGCGUGAGUUUCCUCCGCCGAUACCGUUGCUAGCUCAGACGGAGAAUCUCCUGCCUCACAUGCCGUGGGUUCUCAAGCGUGUGGUGACGAGCGACGGGAGGCUUAUACUCAGAGAAGAGAAGGUUCGUCAUCACGAGUAUUUCCGUGCGCAUAGAUCCAACGGUCGUCUCACUCUCCACCUUGUUCCUCUAGACGACGAUGUUUUCGAGCUUCCCCUAGAGCCGACUCAUUACCAAUCUGAUGAUGAUGAUGAGGAUGAUGGUGGUGAUUAUGAUCAGGAUGAUGAUGACCAUGAAUGUGAUGAUGAUGAUGAAGAAGUUCAUCAUGAGGUGGGAGAUGAUUUGGAUGAUCUUGCGGAUAAUGUUAGUAAAGGUGUUAUAAUUGCUGCCCCUAAAGAUGAUGAUGAUGAUGGUGAUAAGGGCAAUGUGCAUGGUGGUAGUGAAGAUGGAUAUAGGAAGGCUAUAUUAGCGGCGGAGACGGCGGUGGAGAGCGGAGGGAUGGUCGGGGGAGGAGGAUCGCCGAGGGGAAAGUGUUUGAAGUCUUGUUUUGUUGGUAUACGAGUUCAAGAGAUCAGACCAGUUCUUAGUUGA
Molecule: messenger RNA, 888 nt
Organism: Thlaspi arvense
Lineage: Eukaryota; Viridiplantae; Streptophyta; Magnoliopsida; Brassicales; Brassicaceae
Source: the annotation of a GenBank genome assembly